GGGAAUAAAGAUAAUUAAUUUGUGAUCGUAUUGAAAUAUUGUAAGUAAUAUAAUUUUUAAAUAUUAGUUAAUCCUUUAUAGAAUAAUAGUUGAUUUUCUUAUAUGGUUGUACAGCUUAGAACAACGAGUCAAACAACACGUAACUAUUCUUACUUAAGUGGAUGUACUUAACAAAACCAAGAAAUAAAACUGAUUUAACUAAUUGAGAAACCAUUCUAAUGUCUAACGCGUAAAAUUAUUUUCGUUAAUGACGCUUAGAAUGAUUCCUGCUCUAGUUGCUAAAGUCAUAAUGAUAUUUUUUUCUCCCCACUCUUGACUAAGCUUGACAUGCCUCGUAGCCUUGCCAUUUUUUACAAGCGUAGUUGAUAUUUGACGCAGUCGUCUUCCUGUUUUGUAUGGGUACCAUAAACUGUAGUUAGUAAGUUUGUUCAAUUAUUUAAGUUACCAGCAUAGUGACAAAACAUUUUAAAAAUUUUCACUUGAUUGUUAUUUUUAAAUUUCGUAUUGUGUUAUUGCGAGUUAUUCCAAAUAACUAAAAUUGUGUUAAACAUUAAAUAUGGCGAAGUGGUAUAGGUGCCAAACUUUAAUUGUGUGUUUAUUUCUUUAUAUCGGAAUAUCAACGAUCCUAGGACAAAGUGUAUUGGAUCGGUACGAUUUGGAAGACACGUACGACAAUUCGUAUCAACUCGUUUUUAACUUACUGGAAGAAAAUAAGCCCCACAACCUUUUUAAAAGGGACGUUUCCAAUUCUACUAAAUACGAAUCCAACUCCACUACAAUAUCAAAUGUUCCGGACAACGAAACAAACGAAACAAAUACAAAAAAGAUUGUGACUGUACCUAUAGAAAAAACCUACACCAACAUAUCUCUCUUAGAACAUCCCCUGACUAGGAAUCUGGGGGAAAACGGUACGGGAAUCAGACGUAAUGUAACAGCAGUUACUUCAACACCAUCGUCGAAUGUAACAAUUUUUCUAAAAACGAAUAACACCGAUACAACAAACGUUGUUAACAAAACAGUUAACAAAAGUACAACAAAGACAAACGUUAUUGAAAUCAACGAUGAUAUUUACAACGAUUUUAACAUACCGAGCGAUUUGGAUACCGAAGAAGGAAGUAAAAAAUUCAAUGAAUCUUUAUCCAAACAUAAUGUUACAGCUUCGAAAACUGAUCCAAACUUAUUUUAUAAUACAUCCAUAUUUGAUGAUCCCAAUAUUGGACGAUCUUACUGGGUGAACAUGUCAGAUAUACCUGAAGUUAAAGUCAAUGAUAUUUUAUCGAAUUCACAUCGAAGAGCAGCAACCGUGAAAUUAUCAUUCAAUUUCCCGUUUUACGGACAUUUGAUAAAGAACGUGACCAUAGCCACUGGCGGUUUCCUUUACACCGGCGACUACGUGCACACUUGGUUAGCCGCAACGCAAUACAUAGCGCCGUUGAUGGCCAAUUUCGAUACCAGCAUAUCGAACACCAGUUUCAUCAAGUACCACGACAACGGUACCGCCUUCACCGUCGAAUGGGAAAAAGUCGUCCUACAAGAUAAACCCGAAGACGGCGAAUUCACCUUCCAAGCUACCUUAUUCGAUAACGGCGAUAUCAUCUUCGUUUACAAGAAGGUACCUCUACUCGUAGAUCAAAUCCAAGAGCUACAUCAUCCGGUCAAAGUCGGUUUAUCCGACGCCUACAUAAUGGACCAAACUGUAUUCCUUGUACGUAGAAAAACUAUAUACGAAUACGACAGGGUGAAUUUCAACAAGACCUACAUAAAAGAUUGGACCUCGAUCGUGUUGAAAGCCCUUCCGACGUGUUUGGAUGCCCAAGAUUGCAAUUCGUGUCUAUCGAGGAAAUUGAAUUUCGAAUGUUUCUGGUGUUCGGCUUUGGAUAAGUGCUCGCAGGGUUACGACAGGCACCGUCAGAAUUGGUUGUCGCACCAGUGCGAUAAAACCGCAUUCAAAAGCGUCUCUUUGUGUCCGAACGUCGAUAAUUCUUAUAUUUUCAAUCACGAUACUCAGGAAUCGGUUAAAGACGAUCCGGAUAAAAUGGCUUUGGCGGGAAAAGUCGUUGGUUCCGGUGCGCAAAACGACGUCGGGAUGUCCGGUAUAUUGGCCAUAUUGUUUUUGAUCGGGAUGGUAUCGGGAUUGACCUUCUGGGUGUUUUACGCUUACAGGAAUCCGCAUACUACCAGCGGACAAAUUUUAAUUAGAUAUCGACCCAGCCAAUGGGGAUGGAGAAGAGGAGAAGCCAGAUACACGGCAGCUACAAUUCAUAUGUGAUUAAAUUAAUAAUUAGGUUAUUAAAAAGAAAGGCGAUCAGUUUGUUCUCUAAUCAUAUGAAUAAAUAAAUUAACGAUGUUAUUCUUAACCAAAUUUUAGAGAACGACAUAUUUUUUUUCUUCUAGUGUUGUGUAACAUGAUUUUCUGUGAUAAUUAAGAGAAAAAAAAAAAAAGAUUUUAGCGUUACAGGGUUUCGGGAUAUAAUUGAUUACGGAGUCAACAGAAAUCAUUUUCUUUAUAGAUCCUGGAUUUUUUUGUUUAAAUCGUUUCUUCAAUCAUGAAAGGAUGACUUUUAACCUUUUUAUAUGUCCGUUACUGAUUUCGUCAGUAGUAUGUAUCCUGAAUGGUGCUAAUUACUAGGGCUGCGACUACUAAAACAGACAAUGUGGUACCAUUGGUAGUAUUUUUUAUUAAAUCAUCUCAAUAUUUCCCUUCCAUCUGUCCUCUAAAGAGUGUAAUGUGUGAUUUAAUCGAGUUCUUGAAGGGAUAAAGGGUUGUAAACUCACGUUACAGUAGGAUUAAUUAACUUUCUACUGAGAGAAAAGUUUAAUAUUCAUUUUCAGGUUUAUUCGAUUUGAUUUAUCACUAUCUAGCUCUAGAUUUCUCCUGUAUAUGCGUAUAUUUGGUAACUAUACAAAGUGUGUUCAAAAUUUGUACUGCAAUCAAUUAAAUUUCGAUUUUUCAAAUCCUGUCUUUGCCUUUUGUAGUGUCUUAAUAUUUUUGUAUACAUUUAAAAUAAAUUGUAUAUAUAUAUAAAUGUUUGACUGUUUUAUAUUGUAUAUUAUUAGCUCCUUUUCCGUUUAAACCUUGACUGAUUAUCCUUUGUUUUUUAUUUGUACCAAUUUUCUCUGCUUCCUCUUCGUUUUAAUUAAUUUUUUUCCUUAGUUCCAGCUAUAUAUCUACCAAUACUCCCAUAUCCACUUCUAUUUCGUCCCUACAGGACCCCUUAUCAGCCGUACUCGAUUUUGUGGGUUAUUUUCCCAAUGUUUGUUAAUCUUUUUCUCAUUGUUAUUGGAGUAUUUGUAUUUUAUCAUCCCAUUUGUUUAAUUCCCUUUGAUUCUUUUCUCGUUUCAAUGUCAUUAAUACUUUAAUCGGUUUUAGCUACCCAAAAAUUUAUUGUAAUUUACAAAUUUCGUGAAUUUCAAUUAUUUUUGUUUAAAAUUAGAAUUAAUAUUUUUUAGAUAAAUUGAUUUUUGGUUCGUUUUAUGAUUUUUUAAAUUUUUAUCAUCCAAAACUGAAUGUUGAAAAUUUACAUUUUGUGCGUCUUCUAUGUAAAAUCGCAUGAAAAAUUUGUGAUUUAAUAAAGUUGUAAGGAAAA
Messenger RNA from Diorhabda carinulata, 3587 nucleotides. RefSeq names its product plexin domain-containing protein 2. Lineage: Eukaryota; Metazoa; Arthropoda; Insecta; Coleoptera; Chrysomelidae. The record is from RefSeq and is a predicted model, not a curated record. The transcript is spliced from 8 exons. Bases 557 to 2269 code for a protein of 570 amino acids.